AUGGAUCGUGCCUCGGGCUCAAUUGCACAUCCACCAUAUUUCGAUGGCAACAACUAUGGCGCUUGGAAGGCCAAAAUGAAGUCGUUUCUUUGGUCCUUAGAUGAACGUGUAUGGAGCACAGUGGUUCAUGGAUUUCCUAAACCCACAAAGACGAUUGGAAAAGGAGAUGAAGAAACCACAGUCCUCAAAACUAGAGAGGAGUGGACCACUGCAGAAGUCACACACAGCACUAAUAAUCAAAAGGGGUUAAAUGCUUUAUUUACUGCUGUCUCUUCCAAUCAAUUUGAAUAUAUAUCUGCUUGUGAUACUUCUAAGGAAGCUUGGGAUAUUUUGCAGGUUACUCAUGAAGGAACAGAUAUUGUCAAGGGAGCCAAGCUUCAAAUGCACACUUUACAGUUUGAGACACUUAUGAUGGAUGAGAAUGAAACUUUUUCUGAAUUUUAUGCUAAACUUUGUGUAAUUGUGAAUGCUUGUUCAGGUUUAGGUGAAAAAUUUCCAGAAGAUAGAGUUGUGAAAAAGAUUUUGAGAUCCUUGCCUCAACGGUUUCAACCAAAGAUCACGGCUAUUGAAGAGAUCCGUGACUUGAACACCUUGAAAGUUCAAGAACUCAUAGGGUCCAUACAAACCUAUGAGAUGAAACAUCUACCUCCUAAAAAGAGCAAAAAUGUUGCGUUCAAGGUUGUGAAUGAAGAAGAUGAUGGACAUUCAAAUGAAGAUUGCAGUGAUGAGGAAUUAACGAUUCUCACAAGACGAUUCAUAAAUUUUCUCAAGAAUCAGGAUCCAAGGAGUCGAGAUUCAAAAGGUAUAAAUUCUAAAAAUAGGUUUGUUAACUAUACUGAUGGUGGAUCUAAAUUUCGCAGGUUAAAUGAACGAAAGAAUCCAAGAGAAAAGGUCAAAUGUUUCGAAUGUGAAGGCUAUGGACACAUAUCUUCGGAAUGUGCCAACACCUUAAAGAAACAAAAGGAUGGCAAUAAUAAGGUAAUGCAUACUACUUGGAGUGAUAGUGAAUCGGAAUGCGAGAAUGAUGAAAAGACGGUUGCACUUAUAACCACAGUUAGCUUGGAUGAAUCACGUGAGGAUGAUGAUUGUAAAGGAUUGCAAACGAGUUUCAAUCCCCUGAUGCACUCUCUUCAUCCGGACAUCGCCAGCAGUGUCCUUUAUGCUAAAACAGCGGCGGCUGCUUGGACAGAUCUUCGAGACCGUUUUUCACAGAGCAAUGACGCCAGAAUUUAUCAGAUUCGACAAGAAAUUGUCGAGUGCAGACAAGGAACGCAAACUAUCUCCAUCUAUUACACAAAGUUGAAAGCUCUUUGGGAUGAGUGGCUUCAUACCAAGAGCCCUUUAUCUGUGACUGUGAAGGACUAA
This is a messenger RNA of Prunus armeniaca (apricot), 1365 nucleotides long. The record is from the annotation of a GenBank genome assembly. NCBI's taxonomy places the organism in Eukaryota, Viridiplantae, Streptophyta, Magnoliopsida, Rosales, Rosaceae.